GAGACUCGGCAAUGCCACACAGACCUGCCUGGACUUGUGUUCUACAAGCACAUGAACUGGGGUAUAAAACAGGCAGAGCAGAUACUGGGGCCCUUCUCCUGCCCCCACCUCUGCUGCAAGCAACCAAGACACUGGGAGGAAGACAAGACUCUAACACAGGAGAUCGGCCGAGGUUUAAGGAACAAACCUGUAUAAAGGACUGCAAUAUCCAGUGGGACACUAGCCUGUGGCACGGAGAAGAGAGAUGAUGGAGGAUGAAAUAUGGAAAUGGUGGGAGGAGGAACCGAAGUAUGAAGAUGGCAUCAAAUGGACAUCCCUGAGACACAAUGGUCCAGCAUUUCCUCCCCCCUACGAACGACUGCCCGACAAUAUCAAGUUUUAUUACAAUGAGGAGACUGUGACACUCAAUUCGGAAGCAGAAGAGGUUGCCAGCUUUUAUGCCAAAAUGCUGGACCAUGCGCUGACCAAAGAUGAGACCUUUUGCAAAAACUUCUUCACUGACUGGAAGGACACUAUGUCACCGGAGGUGAAGGAGGUCAUUACUGCUUUGGAUCAAUGUGAUUUUAGAGAGAUGGCUGCCUACUACAAAAGAAAGAAAACCAAUGAAAAAGUACAACAGGAAUUUGGCUAUUUUUUCUUGGAUGGCCACAAACAGAGAAUUGGGAACUAUAACAUCAGCCCCCCUAGCUUGUUUGUUGGAAGGAACUCACCCAACCGGGGAAAGCUGAAGAAGAAGAUCCUGCCAGAAGAUGUCACCAUCAACUGCAGCGAGAAAGAGACUCCUGAGCUCCCGCCAGGACACCGCUGGGGACAAGUUCAGCAUAACCCUGCAGUUAUUUGGCUGGCCUCUUGGAAAGAGAGCCCCCCGGGAAAAGUCAAAUACAUGAUGCCACAUGCCAGCUCUAAACUGAUGGGAGAAAAGGACUGGAAGAAGUAUGAAGUUGUCCGAAGCCUGAAGCACCACAGAGACCAGAUUCAGGAGCAGUACCGCAAGGACUGGGAUUCUGAGGACAAGUCGCUGCGGCAGCGGGGGGUUGUGCUUUACUUAAUUGACAAGUUUGGAUUCAGAGUAGGUAAUAAAACUAAAGAAGGGAUGACGGCCAAUACUUUUGGGUGCUGCUCCUUCAGAGUGAAGCAUGUGACACUACCUGAAGACCAGAAAGGAGAAACAAAAAAGGUUGAGUUUAAUUUCAUGGGUAAAAGUUCCGUCCUAUACAAAAAAACAGUGCCAGUGGAAGAGAAGGUGUUUAGGAAUCUCCAGCAGUUUAAGGAGGAGAAAGGGGAGAGAGGUGAAGCGGAUCUAUUUGAUCAAGUGAAUUUCCAGGUGCUGAAUAUGUAUCUUAAAGGUUUAAAGAAGGGCUUGACAACAAAGGUCUUUCGAACACUCAAUGCCUGCAUAACAAUGGAACAGCAACUGAAAAAUCUCACUGAUCAUCACAUCAAGAACAAGGUCUCGUUCUUCAACGAAGCCAACAGAAAAGUCGCAGAACUCCUCAACCACCAGCGGACAAAAACGGAACUGCGUUGCUUUGAGCUACAAGAUCAAAUUGAGGCCAGCAGAGAUGAACUUUCUAUGUUAAAGAUAAAGCUAGAGCGAGCCACGCAAGACAGCAAUACAGAAGAGCUCAGGAAUGAUGUGAAGAGAAAAGACGAACUGAGGAAAUUGGAUGUGAAGAGCAGGAUGGAGGAAAACAAGCAGCUAAACUUGAACAGCUCCAAACUGUACUAUAUAGACCCAAGGAUCAUUGUGGCAUGGUGUAUAAAAUGGGGAGUUCCAGUGGAGGAAAUCUACACCGAAGCCCAACGUGAUAAAUUUGCCUGGGCCAUUCACAUGAACAAUGAGAACUUUGAAUUCUAGUCUCCUGUUUCAUGGUGCUCUCCAGCCGAGUACAGUGCCCAGUGGCCGGUGUGAGCAUUUGGAGAUGGAAAUGAAGAUCAAGAGAAACCAUGUGGGAGCCGAUUCUACGGGCACUGUUUAAAUGAUCAAGCCAUGCCAAGAAAGCUCCAUGGGGCUAAGGCCGCUUAAUUUGAAUCCUGCUUUACAAAGGUAGCCCAGUGCACUGGAGAUGAUUCUUACUAGGCAACUGUUUCCAAACAUGAAUGAAGUGAUCACUUGCUGUUUGGCUUUAGUUGGAAAUUACUCAGGGGUUUGUGUGGUGUUGACAGACCAGCUCUGUAAUGCUGAUAGGCCAGCUCAGGUCAGAGUCUCAGAACAAUUUACUUGGGUGCGAAUCUCCAAGUGUUAAAUGUGCCAAUUCACAUGUCUGUUAAAUGGUAAUGUUAUUGUCUUCAUUUAUCUAUAACCGGUUGAAUUAUAUAUAUAUCAUAUCCUAUACUUAAUUAACCCCCUAGAUCAAAGGUUUCAGAGUAGCAGCCGUGUUAGUCUGUAUCCGCAAAAAGAACAGGAGGACUUGUGGCACCUUAGAGACUAACAAAUUUAUUAGAGCAUAAGCUUUCGUGGACUACAGCCCACUUCUUCGGAUGCAUCCCUGAGAGACUUGCGGAAAUCAGCAGACAUCACAUCAUUGCUAUCACUUGAAACUACAAACUAGGACUCACCUGUAAUGUAUUUUACCUGCUUUAUGCUCUCAAUAACUCUCAUUUCUUUUUCUUAGCUAAUAAAUCUUUAGCUAGUUUACUA
Molecule: messenger RNA, 2641 nt
Organism: Malaclemys terrapin pileata
Lineage: Eukaryota; Metazoa; Chordata; Testudines; Emydidae
Product: DNA topoisomerase 1-like
Exons: 2
Coding region: 245-1858 (537 amino acids)
Biological process (GO): DNA replication; chromosome segregation; DNA topological change
Cellular component (GO): chromosome; nucleolus
Molecular function (GO): DNA topoisomerase type I (single strand cut, ATP-independent) activity; DNA binding
Source: RefSeq, a predicted model, not a curated record